AUGCCUCCUCAAGAAGAACACCAACAAUUAUUACUUGACCCAACACUUGAUUCCGACAAUGAAGAACCAGCCUACGAAUCAACGGAAAAAGUCUACGUCAUCGGAGUCGACGAUGCUGGAGGCCAAAAUUCAGACGACUACACCAGAACGCCGCCGUUUUCAUGGAAGAAAUUGUGGCUCUUCACCGGACCUGGGUUCUUAAUGAGCAUAGCGUUUCUUGAUCCGGGGAAUCUGGAGGGAAAUCUUCAGGCGGGUUCGAUCGCAGGUUACUCUCUGCUGUGGCUGUUGUUGUGGGCCACAGCUAUGGGACUUCUGGUUCAGCUUCUCUCGGCUCGGCUUGGCGUGGCUACUGGGCGCCACUUGGCUGAGCUCUGUAGGGAUGAGUAUCCCAAGUGGGCGAGGUUGUUGUUGUGGGUCAUGGCUGAACUGGCUCUGAUUGGGGCUGAUAUUCAGGAGGUUAUUGGGAGUGCUAUUGCUAUUAAGAUUUUGAGCAAUGGGAUCUUGCCUAUAUGGGCUGGUGUUGUCAUUUCUGCUUGCGAUUGUUUCAUUCUUCUGUUGCUUGAGAACUAUGGGGUGAGGAAAUUAGAAGCACUUUUCGCAGUUCUCAUUGCCAUAAUGGCAUGUUCUUUUGCCUGGAUGUUUGGUGAAACAAAGCCCAAUGGCGUAGAACUUCUUCAGGGUAUUUUAAUUCCAAAGCUUAGCUCAAAAACAAUACAGCAGGCCGUGGGAGUUGUGGGUUGCAUUAUCAUGCCUCACAAUGUCUUCUUACAUUCUGCACUUGUACAGUCCAGAGAGAUUGACCGUCGCAAGAUAGGCCGAGUUCGAGAGGCUAUCAAUUACUAUUCAAUAGAGUCUGGUAUUGCACUUGCAAUCUCCUUCAUAAUCAAUCUAUUUGUGACAGCAGUAUUUGCAAAGGCGUUUUAUGGAACUGAACAAGCCAAUAGUAUUGGCCUUGUUAAUGCUGGGCAGUAUCUUGAGGAGAAGUAUGGUGGAGGAUUGUUACCAAUUUUGUACAUAUGGGCAAUUGGAUUGUUAGCUGCUGGCCAAAGUAGCACAAUCACUGGCACUUAUGCUGGACAGUUUAUCAUGGGUGGUUUUCUGAACUUGGGGUUGAAAAAAUGGUUGAGGGCAUUGAUAACGAGGAGCUCUGCCAUCAUCCCAACUCUGAUUGUUGCUCUUGUUUUUGAUACCUCUGACCAGAAAUUAGAUGUUCUUAACGAAUGGCUUAAUGUGCUUCAGUCAGUUCAGAUACCUUUUGCACUGAUUCCUCUUCUUUGUUUGGUCUCCAAGGAGGAGGUCAUGGGUGUAUUUAAGAUUGGCCCUGUUCUCAAGAUGGUUUCAUGGCUUGUGGCUGCCUUGGUGAUGGUUAUCAAUGGGUACCUUUUGCUGGAAUUUCUCUCUUCUGAAGGAAGUGGACUGUUGUUUACCUCUGUGGUGUCUGCUUUCACUGCUGCAUAUGCUGUGUUCAUAAUAUACCUUAUUUCACGGGCAGCACCUUUUCUAAUUGGAUUGUACAAGCCAAGGGAUUCGCAAAUGGGAAUUGACCAAUAA
Messenger RNA from Ilex paraguariensis (yerba mate), 1551 nucleotides. NCBI's taxonomy places the organism in Eukaryota, Viridiplantae, Streptophyta, Magnoliopsida, Aquifoliales, Aquifoliaceae. The record is from the annotation of a GenBank genome assembly.